CCCGUUCCAUUCCAUGAUUCCAUUUCCAUCCCACCCUCCCCGAUCAAAAGAAAAACAAAGGGAAAACCUCUCUCCUUCUCUCUCUCCGCCUCUAAAAAGUAAACUCGCCAAGGCCUCCCAGACAACUCAAAACCCAACGGUCACUCUUCCCCAUCGACCAGCCAAGCCCAACUUUUUUAAGCGCCUAGCCUUCCGUUCGCCCACCGCACCGCGCCACGACCGAGACCGAAACGCCAAAACGCCGCGCAAAUCACCACGCCACGCCCCGCCCGCGCGCGUCUCGUCGCGCACGCGGAGCUGAACUCGGCCGCGCCGGCCGAGGAACGGAGCAGCGAAGCGCGUACUACACCCGCGCCCGCGAAAGCAAGCGCGCACGUACGGAGAGGUGUAACUAGUUAGAUAGACCCCGUCACGCGCGCGUGGUUGGGACCGAUCGGAUGGGGAGCGGGGAGGAGGAGAGGGAGGCGCGGAGCGAGGCGGCGUUCACGGACUCCGCCGACGGGAGCAGCUCCAGCUCCGACGCGGCCUCGGCCGACGAGUGGCCCGUGACGCUGGCGGCGCCGCCCAGGAAGACGGCGGCGUGCGGCCGCGUCCCCGGCGCGGAGGUGGUGGACAGCAGCAAGCCGCACGCGCAGAAGCGCAGAGCUCCCAGCUCAGAGAUGGAGAUGAUGAAGGAGAGGUUCGCGAAGCUGCUGCUCGGGGAGGACAUGUCCGGGAGCGGCAAGGGCGUGUGCACGGCGCUCGCCAUUGCCAACGCCAUUACCAACCUCUGCGCCACCAUCUUCGGGCAGCUGUGGAGGCUGGAGCCACUCCCGCCGGAGAAGAAGGCCAUGUGGCGGCGCGAGAUGGGCUGGCUGCUCUGCGUCAGCGACCACAUCGUCGAACUGGUCCCCACCUGGCAAUCGUUCCCCGACGGAACCAGGCUCGAGGUCAUGACAAGCAGACCACGAUCUGAUUUAUACAUCAAUCUGCCAGCACUUCGGAAGCUAGACCAUAUGCUCAUUGAAAUCCUGGACAGCUUCAGAGACCCUGAGUUCUGGUACGUUGAACAAGGGAUAUGCGCACCGGAUUGUGAUGGCUCAGCUUCCUUCAGAGCAGCUUUCCACCGCCGUGAUGAGAAAUGGUGGUUGCCGGUGCCUCGUGUUCCUCCCGGAGGCCUGCGUGACAAAGCGAGGAAGCAACUGCAGCACAAACGUGACUGUGCUAAUCAAAUCUUGAAGGCUGCCUUGGCCAUCAACAGCAAUGCUCUAGCUGAAAUGGAGGUCCCUGAAUCGUAUCUAGAAUCCCUACCAAAGAAUGGAAGGGCAACUUUGGGUGACAUCAUAUACCGCUACAUAACGUCUGAUCAUUUCUCUCCUGAGUGCCUUCUCGACUGCCUGGACCUGUCAACGGAGUACCAAGCACUGGAAAUCGCCAACCGUGUCGAGGCAUCAGUGUAUGUGUGGCGCCGGAGGAUUGCUGCAAAACCAGCAAGUGUCUUAGGCCGUGCCACCAGUGGCAGAUCAUCCUGGGGCAUGGUGAAAGACAUGAUAAUAGACACGGAGAAGAGGGAGCUGCUUGCCGAACGAGCAGAGGGCCUACUGAUAUGUUUGAAGCAAAGGUUUCCUGGACUGACGCAGACAAGCUUGGACAUGAGCAAAAUUCAGUAUAACAGGGAUGUGGGUAAAUCAAUACUGGAGAGUUAUUCAAGGGUGCUGGAGAGUCUGGCGUCCAACAUUGUCGCUCGCAUCGACGACCUACUGAACAUCGAUGAACUGAACAGGCAUGCAGAGCAUUUUCCACAGGGUGAUGCAGAUUGCAGGAUUGCUUGCAACAAGGCUGCUGUUCCACCGUACCAAGUGCCUGCCUCAGGCACACCGUUUGUGACCGCAUAUGCGACGCCCAGCUUCUCGCCGGCGCAGCUUGCAAGCCCAUCAAAGAAAGAGAGGAGCCCACUGGGUGCAGGGAGACGGUCUUACAGCAACAGGGGGUUUGGCGCAAAGAAAGCCUUGGCAAUUGAUCUAGUUAAUCCUGAAGUAAUGGGGGUGAUAAUCAGCGGUGGUAAGAUGAUCGAUGUCUCGACGACCACAGAGCUGUAAUGUAGGGUAAUCUAGGUUUUACUCAUAAAAUUUGUUAAGGACUACUAGUCUUUGUGUAUACUUGUGCCAUUUGAGUGCAUUCAUGUUCUUACUGUAUCGCCUGAAAUUCCUGGUGUUAA
Oryza sativa Japonica Group (Japanese rice) is the source of this 2197-nucleotide messenger RNA. Its product is annotated as rop guanine nucleotide exchange factor 7. Gene Ontology annotation, molecular function: guanyl-nucleotide exchange factor activity. The record is from RefSeq and is a predicted model, not a curated record. NCBI's taxonomy places the organism in Eukaryota, Viridiplantae, Streptophyta, Magnoliopsida, Poales, Poaceae.